Molecule: messenger RNA, 1706 nt
Organism: Papaver somniferum (opium poppy)
Lineage: Eukaryota; Viridiplantae; Streptophyta; Magnoliopsida; Ranunculales; Papaveraceae
Product: tryptophan aminotransferase-related protein 3-like
Exons: 5
Coding region: 70-1521 (483 amino acids)
Biological process (GO): amino acid metabolic process
Molecular function (GO): transaminase activity; carbon-sulfur lyase activity
Source: RefSeq, a predicted model, not a curated record
GGUAGUAAGUAACUGAUUGAAUUGUCUGUGAGUCUCUUUAAUCUCCCUUGAAGAAAGAAAACUCAAAGCAUGAAGAAAUACCCCUGGCUUUGGGUUUGGUUAUGCUUCUCAGUGAUUCUUAACCUGUUACUUGCGAGUUAUGUGCUUGUUAGUGAUGAAGAUAAGCAACACGAGUUGAGUUGGACAAGAAAAGCAGCUAAAGAGGCUGAAGAUGUAGCUUCAGUUUUUUGUUCUGGCCAUGGCCGUGCUUUUUUAGAUGGUGAAAUAUUAUCAAGUACUACUAAUCAUUUGGAAGGAGUAACCGAAGGAAUUGACAAUGACAAUAAUCCGCCGCUUCCAAGCUGUGAGUGCAACUCUUGCUAUUAUGGCUCUGAUUGCUCACAAUUCUCCGCUGAUUGUCCAGCUAAUGCUGAUAGUGGAGAUCCAUUAUUUUUGGAGCCAUUUUGGGUGAAACAUGCUGAAAGUAGUGCGGUCAUGGUAUCUGGGUGGCACCGCAUGUCUUACAAAUUUGGAUACGAGAAUGGUACUUUCAUUUCAAAGGAGCUCGAAAGACAUAUUCAAAAAUUGCAUGCAAUGGUUGGAAACGCAAAUAGCACGGGGAAGUUCAUGGUUUUUGGUGCUGGAUCCACGCAACUGCUCAAUGCAGCAAUUUAUGCACUUUCCCCUCAGGAUCCACCCUCACCCACCAGGAUUGUUGGAUCAAUCCCCUUUUUCCCGGUCUACAAGUCCCAAACAGAAUUCUACAACUCUAAGAACUUCGAAUGGGAAGGUGAUACAUCAAUGUGGAAGAAAAAAUCGUUCCCGCCGUCUGUGAAUUUCAUCGAAUUUGUUACUUCUCCAAACAAUCCAGAUGGUAAACUGAAGGAUCCAGUUCUUCAAGGCCCAUCUGUUAAAACAAUUAAUGAUCACGCUUAUUAUUGGCCUCAUUAUACUGCUAUCCCAGCUCCUGCAAACGAAGACCUGGUGAUCUUUACACUGUCUAAGCUAACUGGUCACGGGAGCAGCAGAUUCGGGUGGGCAUUAAUAAAGGAUCAAGUCGUGUACGAAAAAUUCCUGAACUACAUGCUCUUGAACAGUAUGGGUGUUUCUCGUGAUACCCAAUUGAGAGCUUUGAAGCUUCUGAAAGUACUACUCAGAGACGGGAAAGAGUUCUUUGAGUUCGGACAUAGAACAACAAGGACUCGAUGGGAAAGCUUAAACAAAGUCAUAUCUGCAUCGAAACGGUUCUCCCUUCAGAAACUCAUUCCUGGAUAUUCCACAUAUUUCCAAAAUAUGACGGCUCCUUCUCCAGCUUAUGCAUGGAUCAAGUGUGAGAAAGAAGAGGAUAACAAUUGCUACCAAGCACUGCUCAGAGACGGUGGUAUAAUUGGUAGAAGCGGAAGCUUUUUCAGUGCUGAAAAUCGUUAUGUACGUCUAAGCCUUAUCAAGAGUCAAGAUGACUUUGAUUGGCUACUUAAACGCAUGAACGCCCUGGUGUCUCAAGAACUAGUACACGAACAAUACAACGUUAAAAUGGCAUAACUAGCUACAUACAAGAAUACACGCAAAAGUUUGGGGAAAAAAGCUAUGUGAAAAGCAGAAUUUUCUCAGACAUGAACAGUGAAUUUAAGUGUAUCGAUUAUAUAAAUGGUUAUUUUGUUUUUGGACCAUUUUCACCACACGACCUCAAAAAUUUAGAUAUUCAUUUAAUACAUUUUGGUGACGCA